Molecule: messenger RNA, 2223 nt
Organism: Gasterosteus aculeatus aculeatus (three-spined stickleback)
Lineage: Eukaryota; Metazoa; Chordata; Actinopteri; Perciformes; Gasterosteidae
Gene: tmco4
Product: transmembrane and coiled-coil domains 4
Source: RefSeq, a predicted model, not a curated record
AACACGUGAAGGCAACAAAAGUUUAGAGUACAGAGUUGAGAUAUCUGAAGCAAUGGAGGAAAACAACAGAAGUGCGGACGCCAAUUUUGCUCCAGACCCGGGGGGAGCGGGGACGACGGCGCGAGACGCCCCACGUGACCCCGGCCCCGCGGCGGCGGUCAGCGGGCUGCUGAGCGAACAGGGCCGCUUCGGCUUCGCUGCACUGUGCGCGGUCUCUCUCGGCCAGCUGUUCACGGGACCGGAAAGCAGCGUGUUCAGGGAGAAGUAUCUGCAGGGCCUGGUCUGCUGGCUGAACCUGGAUGAGUCGGUGCUGCCGGUGAUGGGGGCCUUCCUGUCGGGUUUGGGCUUCGAAGGCUCAGACACCUUCCUCUCCAUCCUACAGGCCGAGCCACUGCUAGCCGCGGGGGCCACCCCCAUCAUACAGGAUCUGGUGUCGUUUUCUGUGAAGGACGGCCAGUAUGAUGCCAGGUCGAGGGUCCUCAUCCGUCACGUCAGCUGUCUGCUACGAGUCUCUGCACAGCAGCUGGAGGAGUUUGAGCAAACGCUGGGGGAGAGGCUGAGGGAGGGAGGAGAGGAGAGCGAAGAGGAGUCCUCUAGGCGGCUGAGGAGAGAAAGAGGGCGGAAGCUGCGACGCUACCUCCUUAUUGGACUAGCCACCGUGGGCGGGGGAACUGUGAUUGGGGUGACUGGUGGGCUGGCGGCCCCCUUGGUGGCGGCAGGGGCCGGCGCUGUGCUGGGGGCCGGAGGGGCCGCUGCUCUGGGCUCGGCCACCGGCAUUGCAAUCAUGGCCUCCAUGUUUGGAGCAGCAGGAGCUGGACUGACUGGCUACAAGAUGAACAAGUGUGUCGGGGCGAUAGAGGAGUUUGAAUUCUUGCCGCUGCGCUCCGGGAAGCAUCUUCACCUGACCAUCGCGGUGACGGGUUGGCUCUGCACUGGUAAAUACAGUUCGUUCCAGGCCCCCUGGUGCAGCCUGGGGGAGUGCGGGGAGCAGUUCUGCCUGGUGUGGGAGUCGCGUUUCCUCAGGGAUCUGGGCUCGGCCAUGGCCUCUCUGUUGGACGGGCUGGUCAGCAUGGUGGCCCAGGAGGCGCUCAAGUACACCGUGCUCUCAGGCAUCGUGGCGGCCCUGACGUGGCCCGCGUCGCUGCUGGCGGCGGCCAGCGUCAUCGACAACCCCUGGUGCGUUUGCCUGAACCGCUCGGCUGAAGUGGGGAAACACCUGGCGCAGGUUCUGAGAAGCAGACAGCAGGGGAAGCGGCCCGUCAGCCUUAUAGGAUUCAGUCUCGGGGCCCGAGUGAUCUACUACUGUCUGCAGGAGCUCGCCAACGACCAAGGUAGUGAAGGAGUAGUAGAGGAUGUAGUCCUCUUGGGGGCCCCUGUGGACGGCUCCGAGAAGGCCUGGGCGAAGAUUACCAGGGUCGUGGCUGGAAAAAUAGUCAACGGCUACUGCAGAGGGGACUGGCUCCUGGGGUUCUUGUACCGAAGUUCGGCUGCCCAGAUGUCCGUUGCCGGGCUGCAGCCCAUCAACAUCCAGGAUCGGCGUGUGAUCAACGUGGACCUCUCCUCCGUGGUCAAAGGUCACCUGGACUACAUGCGACAGAUGGACACCAUCUUAGUGGCCGUGGGAGUUCCCACCAAGGAAGUCCCAGGAGCCUCCUUUGUGCUUCCGGGGACGGUGGACAUGUCUGAGGAAACUCCCAGCGAGCAACGAGCGACUGAGACACAACGGCGAGCCGAGGAGCCGGAGCCUCGUGCAGGGGACAGUGGAGACGUGAGGGAGGACGAGGAGGCGGUGGAGGCGGGUGACGGCUGGGACAUCCCUGAUAUUUCAUACCUGCUGGACUUACCAAACGACGCGGAAUCGGACAGGAACACUUCAGCGUGUGAUUCUGAGGAGAAGGCAAGUGGUGGCGAUGCGGUGCCGCCUUCUAAGUCCCUCCCGCCUGACGGUGCGGAGGAUGCUGAGCCUGAUAAUGAACCGGUAUCAUGGAGCUGGGAUGAUACACAGUGGACCACGGAACACACGCACAAACAAAGGCAGGCAGACUUGUAAAGAGCGUUUCACUGGGACCGGCUGCUUCUUAUCCGUUCCGUUCUCUGCACACCGAUGUUGCCCAGAGGGAUGAAGAGCCCGUCCACAUAUGGCAGCUAAAAGGGAAAAUCCCCUCACUAAAUGUUUUUAGGAAAUUUUCAAAUGAAGUACUUUUUUUUUUCUUUUUCUUUUUU